Molecule: messenger RNA, 2624 nt
Organism: Carica papaya (papaya)
Lineage: Eukaryota; Viridiplantae; Streptophyta; Magnoliopsida; Brassicales; Caricaceae
Product: Pentatricopeptide repeat (PPR-like) superfamily protein
Biological process (GO): RNA processing; mitochondrion organization
Cellular component (GO): mitochondrion
Molecular function (GO): protein binding; mRNA binding
Source: RefSeq, a predicted model, not a curated record
CAAUCAAACAUCAGCACUAUCUUCCUCAUUGAACGAUCAAGCUCCCUCCUUUCACCUUACAGGACCAAAUACUUGUCCCAAACAUGCUGCAGCUCCGCCUGAAGAUCACACAACUCCACCCAAUCAACCCUGUUCGUUUGUUCUCCACGCUUGAUCUUUCUACCGCCGAUCCCUCCUCCCCACUUCUCCAAUUGUACACCGUCACGCCUCCAAUCAAACCCUGGCCCCGGCGCCUCUACCCCAAGCGCCUUGUCUCCAUGAUCUCCCGCCAGCAAAAUCUCGAUCUUGCACUUCAAAUCUUCCUCUAUGCCGGAAAAUUCCACCCCGGAUUUUCCCAUAAUUAUGACACUUACCACUCCAUUAUCCUCAAGCUCUCUCGCGCCCGCGCUUUUCAGCCCAUGGAAUCUCUCCUCUCCCAACUCCAGAGUGACCGACAAAUCACUUGUGGUGAAAAUUUAUUCAUUGCCGUAAUUCGCUACUAUGGGCUAGCAGGUCGCCCUCGAUUGGCUCUCAAAACAUUCUUGCGAAUCCAAAACUUCGGUGUUCAGCGUUCAGUGAGAUCACUAAACACAUUGUUGAACGCUUUGGUUCAGAACAAGAGAUACGAUUUGGUUCACGUUAUGUUUAGGAGCUGCAAAGAUAAGUUCAAUGUUGUACCCAAUGUGUUCACUUGUAAUAUUUUGCUCAAGGCUCUGUGCAAGAAAAACGACGUCGAAGGUGCCCUCAAAGUGUUAGACGAAAUGCCAACGAUGUCAAUGGUGCCAAACCUUGUUAGUUACACCACGAUUCUCGGUGGGUAUGUUGCAAGAGGCGACAUGGAAGGUGCUAAGAGGAUUUUUAGGGAGGUUUUUGAUCGAGGUUGGCUGCCUGAUGCGACAAUAUAUACGGUUUUGAUGGAUGGGUAUUGUAAGCUAGGGAGAUUCGUUCAUGCAGUUAGGGUAAUGGAUGAUAUGGAGGAGAAUGGUGUUGAGCCAAAUGAAGUCACUUAUGGAGUCAUGAUUGAAGCUCUUUGCAAGGAAAAGAAAUCCGGUGAAGCCUGCAACAUGAUGAACGAUAUGCUUGAGAAGAAAUGUAUACCAAGUUCCACGCUUUGUUGUAAGGUGAUUGAUGCAUUGUGUGAAGACGGGAAGGUGGAGGAUGCUUGUGGGUUGUGGAGGAGAAUGUUGAAGAAAAAUUGCAUGCCUGAUAACGCCAUCUUGAGCUCACUCAUACACUGGCUUUGUAAAGAGGGGGAUGUUUGGGAGGCUAGGAAGUUGUUUGAUGAGUUUGAGAAGAGUUCUAUUCCAAGUCUUUUGACCUAUAAUACAUUAAUUGCAGGAAUGUGUGAGAGAGGAGAAUUGAGUGAAGCAGGGAAGUUGUGGGAUGACAUGGUGGAGAAAAGCUGUGCUCCUAAUGCAUUCACAUAUAACAUGUUCAUUAAGGGAUUUUGUAAGAUCGGAAACGUGAAGGAAGGCAUUAAGAUUUUAGAGGAGAUGUUAGAUAAAGGAUGUAUUCCAGACAAGUGGACAUACUCUUUGUUGAUCGAUGGCUUGUGUAAGUUGGGGAAAGAAGGAGACGUCACUAAGGUUAUUUCACUGGCAAUGUCAAGUAGACAAGUUGAUAGGGAGUCCUGGAAUCUUUUCUUUACCAAGGCUGUCGGAAAGCUGGAUACUGGGGUGGGCAUUUUUGAUGAAUUAUUGUUGGAACACGCUGCUGCUUAAAGACCUGUGGCCUUCAUAGCUUUAGACCAUGCAGAGGACUGAAACUUAGAUGUGAAUUUUAAGAGGAUUAAUUCCUAAGAGGCUAUUGGUUGUCCUUUGGAAAGGGGUGCAUGAGUGAAACAUCUCCGAGGUGUCCUUCAAUUCAUGGGGUCUGAUUAGCCACAGAGUUCACGUUGCGAGGACUAAAGUCCUGAAUUUCUGGGUCUCUUUAGGAGGAUGGCUUUGAUUUGUGACCAUCUAUGGCUAAAUAAGAGAAAAUUACAAGCCCCAAGAAGUGCCAUAUUAUCGGUUUGAACAGUAAAUUUUCCCAGUUGCCUUUGAGAAGGCCAUAACACAUUCUGUAGCUCCGUGCAUGAUUUUGUCAUCUUGAAUAGUGCAGUGCAUAAGUUUAGGAUCUGGAGUUAUUAUUUCAGAUAUUGUUGUAGAGCACAGCCAGAUGAUUACUUCAUAUUCGGAGAACAAGGACUAUUAUUUUCACAAGUUAAUAACAGAAGCAAAAUCUGCAAAUUAGCUAUUUCUAGAAACAGACUAUGUAGAUUACCUUCUAACCAGGUGCCAGACUCCCACAUUUUCUGAAGCGUGAGAGGACUAGCCCUUCAUUUCAGCAUUAAAAAAGGACAUAUCUCAUCUGGGAAGCUAAAGAGUGCUGAUUAAUUCUCUGAUUGGCAGCUGAUCAAGUAUUCACUCUGGUGUACGACUGUUGCAGUCCAGUAUUCUGUACCUGAGAUUAUGUAAAUUAUAUUUAUGCUUUUGUUGUAUAGACUUUAGAUAUUAUUGCUGGGUGAAACACUAGUAGAGAAUCUGCCUUAAACCAUUAUUUUUUGUCAGAAUCAAAUUCUUUGCUAUUGUCUAUGUCACUUUGAUAACAUCUGUGUGGAAGAUUUUCUUUGAGAAUUCAACAUCUUGUCAAAAUAUAGUAUGGAA